ACCUCGCCGCAUUCAGCCAGAGAGAACGGACGCGAGCGAACGACUGUGUCGCUAUUUUAAAAAAAGUUGAAUUUCAAAUUCGGAACUCCCGCUCUUUGUUUGUCAAUUGAACUUGGAUUCGAAUUUUUAAUCAGAAUUUGUGAUUUUUCUGUGUUUUAAAAUACAUUAAAGAUGGAGGGUUGCGGGAUGAACUGCAUAAAAUAUCUUCUGGUUGUCUUCAAUGGAAUAUUUCUGAUCUUCGGCAUUGUGAUCAUAGCUGCAGCAUGCGUGGACAUGGGCAUGAUCAAGGGUUUCGCCGGCAUGGAGCCGACGGGCCACGAGACCGAUGCGUUGCUGAUCGCCAUUGGAGUUCUCAUCAUCAUCAUCGCUGCGUUUGGCUGCUUCGGGGCGUGGAAAGAGAGUCCUAAGCUGUUGUAUAUUUUCGUCGGCUGUCUGAUCAUCAUCAUACUCCUGGAGCUGUCUGUUGGCAUCGCCGCAGCUGCCUUACGUCCUCAGAUCGAGGGAACCUUGAAGUCCCAGCUGCGAGCCUCGUUCAUCAAGAACAAGUCUACCAAGGAGGAAGAUUCUACCUACAGGGAGUUCUGGGACCGCAUUCAGAUGAACUUGGAAUGCUGCGGCAUCACCGGUCCUGACAACUACGUGGCUUCAGAGCCCCGCAUUAACCCUUCUUUCAGCUGCUGCCCCAACGACGGAACCGACCGCUCCGCCGAGAUCAAGCGCUCUGACUGCCUUUCCUCUGAGAAGUAUUACAAAGAGGGAUGUGAAGACAAAGUCCUGGGAACAGUGCAUAGUGCUGGCAUGACUGUCAUCGUUUGCGGAAUUCUGUUCUGCUUUUUGGAGGUUGCAGGCAUUGUCUUAGCUCUAUGGCUAGCACACUCCAUAAAAACUCAAGGGAAAAGCCGGGAAACUGCUUAAUUCUACACCAUAGACAUCACAGAAUAUAUUUCAAAUGCAUUGCACAAUAGUCGUAAGUUCAUAAGUAAAAAUAAUGUAAGUUACCUUAUUUAUUUAAAGAAUAGAAUCUAUUAGAAUUUAAAAAAUUGAGAUGACGUCAUAUUUUAUAAAAAAAGUAUACCUACAAUUGUCGUGCACUUAUACAAUUUGACCUCAAAGCCGAUAUUGACGUUAAAAUUGUAUAAAAUUGAGAUAAAAAUAUAAAAGAGAUAUGUACUUAUUAAAUUAUUCCAUUUUAAAAAUUUCAGUGUAACAAGUACAUUUCUUUUAGAAAUCUCGCUUAGGACCCUCUAUAGUCUAUUAUUAAAUGUAUGUAGACAGAAGUCUCAAUAUGUAGUAAUUUUAGUUGUACCUACAAUGAAACCAAAGCUGUAAUAAUAAUUAACAUAUCGUAACAAUAUACUUAGGUAAAUUGUUCUACACACCUAAAUAAAAUAAUAUAUCCUUGAUUUAUUAACGUCGACACUAUGACAUUUUUUAAAUGACGGGAAAACAAGAUUUGUGAGAAUUUUCCCAUAAAUUAACAAAAAAAAUGUUUAAUUUUAUCUGCCUAUACUUAUUUUCAAGAGAAAAAUGUCUUCGUGAAAUAUUUUUAAACCCAAAGAAGAGAUUAUCUUUAUUUCACUUUUUGGCAGAAUACUAUAUUUAUAUAUUAGUCGGAAUAGUUUAAUCGUUGCAGUGAUGCCAAGUGCAAACGGCGUCUAUAUUUAAAUAGAUUGAAAGAGUCACAACAUGUACAAAAAGAGUAAAAACACACGCGUAGUGAAUGUUAGCUAUAAAAGUGUUGAAGAAAAACGUAAAACAGUUUAUUGUAUGUCGUUUAUCACAAACCACGUGCACAUAAAACGUGGGUAUCGUUUCUUGUCGUUGCGAUAUUUCUCGAUAUGUUUGCCGCCAAUUCCAUUUGUGACGUUCUUGGCAAAAAAGCAAAAUAUUUGAACUAGAAUACAGCUAGUAUUAGUAUAAAAUAAAAAAUAGGCAUUUUAUUACUAAGUUUAACCACAUAUCGUGUGAGUAUUGAUAAUGCUUUACUAGUCAUUAAAUUAACAUUAUCCAUAAGCUACUAUUGUAUGUACAAAUCCCACCAUGUGUUUAACUUCAUUCGAAAAUUCAUUCCUUGAAUAAAAAUUAGAAUUUAAGUUUAUACUUUCUUGUAAAUGUUGUUAUCUUGUGAACUUGAUAGUAAAAACAAAACAUAAUUUUGUGGCUUCAAUCUCUACAUCACUAGAAUUUGUAUUAAGUAUACAGGGUGACAAAUGUAAAAAAUGUUUUUGUGCUUUUAAAGCAUAUUCAGGCUGAGUAUACGGAAUUCAAACAUUAGUCAACACAAUUUUAGAAUAUUAGAGUAUUGUAUUUAUACGUAGUUUUAAAAUCAGUUAAAAAGUAACAGUAAUUUUCAAAGCAUUUAAAUUUUGUAACCCUGUAUAACUUGCUCAAGUUUUUUUAAAACACUAGUUUCAGGUUCAGUCGUAGAUUGAAUAAAAUGGCAAUAUUAUUACAUAAUUAUAAAGUCUAUUAGUGUUUAAUGAAUGUUGAAAUAGAUUUUCUUAAAAUAAAGUAUCUGUGUUCCAUA
This is a messenger RNA of Helicoverpa armigera (cotton bollworm), 2527 nucleotides long. Its product is annotated as 23 kDa integral membrane protein. The record is from RefSeq and is a predicted model, not a curated record. NCBI's taxonomy places the organism in Eukaryota, Metazoa, Arthropoda, Insecta, Lepidoptera, Noctuidae. The transcript has 5 exons. Gene Ontology annotation, cellular component: plasma membrane. Bases 172 to 915 code for a protein of 247 amino acids.